Molecule: messenger RNA, 972 nt
Organism: Uranotaenia lowii
Lineage: Eukaryota; Metazoa; Arthropoda; Insecta; Diptera; Culicidae
Product: fibrinogen-like protein A
Exons: 2
Coding region: 49-786 (245 amino acids)
Source: RefSeq, a predicted model, not a curated record
AUCAAACGACUCAAAAUCUACCUCGUAGCGCUUGUUUUCUGUGGCUCUAUGUCCAAGAUAUCGAGCUCUGUCGGACACGAGCUACAUAGAGCCUCAUCGUCAGGAAACUUUCGUCAAAUUAAUAAAACCGAUAAGGUUUCACAAACGUGCUUCGAUGUUCGGAGUUCACCAUCCGGGGUAUACCAAUUGCAGCCGAAAACCGGAUUCGGAAAACCGUUCGAAGCCUUAUGCGAUAACAAUUACUCAGAUGGAGGCUGGACGGUGAUCCAGUAUCGUUUCAACGGCUCCGUGGACUUCUACCGAGGCUGGAAGGCCUACGAGGAUGGAUUCGGUGAUCUGAAUGGUGAAUUCUGGUUGGGACUGGAGAAGAUUCAUCGCCUUACCUCUUCCAAACGGCAUGAGUUGCUCGUGCUUUUGGAGGACUUCAAGGGUAAUUCCAAGGUGGCCACAUACGAUGACUUCCGCGUGGCCGAUGAGGCAGAAAAGUACACACUGGAGAGCCUCGGCCAGUACAAUGGCACAGCCGGGAAAUCGCUCAACCGUCACCUAGGCAUAAAGUUCAGCACCUUCGAUGCGGACAACGAGCCAGCAGAUGGUCAAAAUUAUGUAGCAUACCAUCAUGGCGCUUGGUGGCACAGUUAUUUGGCUGCUAGCAACCUCAACGGAAUCUACCAGGGUAAGACUGAGAAAGCGGAUUGCGAAGGCAUGUACUGGUUCUAUUUCGAUGAAGAUACCUCCUGUUUUUCGCUCAAAAGCUCACGAAUGAUGAUCCGACCGAAAAUUUAAGCCAUUGAUAUUGAAUUCUGAAAUCAGCAAGCUACCAUUCUCGAAAUUCUUUUUUUUUUGUAUUGAGAAAAAACUUUCAAAACCCUGUAUUCCAAACUAGGCGAUAAUUUUUUUUUUGUUCUGGCGACUCAGACUCAUGUUCGAAAUCAAUAAAUGAAAUGGGAAGGCAAUAAAAUUGACAGUCGU